CACCUGUCGCCCGCACACGCACACACACCUUCUCCCGCCGCCGCACAUGGCUACCUCUGUCCCACACCUCAAGCCGGUCCAGGUCGAGCUGCUCACCUCGUGCAACCUAUGCUUCUUCAACACAGCCUGUACUGUCUGGGUCUCCUCGGCCUUCCGUCACUCAGUCCCGCACAUCCCUCAUCGCUCGUGCGCGCCGCUCGCCGAUGCCACCGACCUCCAUCUCAUUUUUACAGCCCAUGGCCUGACGAGGAACGCGCGUGACUUUGACAUGCUUGCCACUGCUCUUGUUGACGCUGAUCGGGAGCAUACUGCUGUUAUCUGCAUCGAUGUCGUCGGUCGCGGCGAGAGCGACUGGCUCCCCCCGUUUGCCCACUCUGAGUACGGCUACCCGCUUUACACUGCCCAGGCUGCAGCCGUUCUCGGCUGCUUUGACGCUUCCUCCGCCGGUCGCGUCUCUUGGGUCGGCACGUCGAUGGGUGGCAUCAUCGGCAUGGCGCUUGCGGCCCGCUCGUCGUGCCCGUUUACCACCCUUGUCAUCAAUGACGUUGGCCCGCUGGUACCAAAGGCUGUGCUCAAGCGUAUCGGCACGUACCUCGCCCACCGCCGUGAGCUGGCUUUUGAGUCACUCGACGAAGUCAAGGCCCACUUCAAGGACGUUUACGCCCCCUUUGGCAUCAGCUCGGAGGCCCAUUGGGACCACCUCGUCGAACACGGCGUCGUUCACUCGACCAAGCCGCCGUAUGUGCUGGCGUGCGAUCCGGCAAUCGAUACACCCAUCCAGCCGCCGUUUGAGAGUGAUGUCGACAUGUGGGCCAUGUGGGACGCUAUUGCUGUCGCCAACCCCUCACUCCGCGUCGGCCUCAUCGGCGGCUCUGACUCGGAUCUCCUUCUCCCGGACAUCCGCGACCGCAUGGCGUCGUCCGGUCCGGGCCUUGCGGCCGGCUGCGUCAUCUUUGACGGCGUCGGCCACGCACCGGCGCUCAUGACCCUCGACCAGAUCGCGGCGGUUCAGGCCAUGCUCUUUGUUGUGCCUCCCGACGACGACUCCUCGUCAGAGGCCUCCGUGCCAACCGCGCUCUCGCCACCAGCCGAGGCCGCCGUUGACGCCGGCUUGAUCCGCCCUGCUGUCCCAUAGCCGCCUCCCACCAACCACAACAACUUGUGUGAGCCCUUUCAUCUUUCAUUGUGUCACAAUCUUGCCCAGAGUGUACACCAUCAGGCCGGGCACCUGCGCAAACAGAUCAAGCAGGUCAUCGGUGUUGAUGGCCAUUACCGAGGUGCCGUCGGCGGUGGCUGAAAUUGUACAUCGCGAGGUGUGGUCCGAGAGAAUAGCGUCGGUGUCGCACACAAACGCGCCCGGAGGACACUGGAUGGAGCGCUUGGAUGAGCCCGGGAACGAGACGGUCACCUCGCCCGAGCAUACUAGAUACUGCUCGCUCGGGUCC
Molecule: messenger RNA, 1445 nt
Organism: Thecamonas trahens ATCC 50062
Lineage: Eukaryota; Apusomonadida; Apusomonadidae
Product: alpha/beta hydrolase fold protein
Exons: 1
Coding region: 47-1135 (362 amino acids)
Source: RefSeq, a predicted model, not a curated record